AUUGUGGCAAUAGCACGUACCAGUGGACAGUGUUGAGUUCUGUGAAAACAGAAGAGUAAAUUAUAUAGUGCAAGUGGUCUCAGUAAAGAGAUAUUAAUCAAAGUAUAAAUAUGACGAACGUGAAACUAUAUUAUUUCGACAUCAAGGGUCUGGCGGAACCCAUCCGUCUGCUGCUCACACACCUCGGUGUCGACUUCGAAGACGUCCGAAUCAAGAGGGAGGACUGGCCGGCUUUGAAAGAGAAAAUGCCUUUUGGUACCAUGCCAGUUUUGGUAGUAAACGGCAAACAGUACGCACAGAGCAUAGCUAUAGGGCGGUACCUGGGCCACAAGUACGGCCUGGCUGGGAAGACUAACGAGGAAGACUUCGAGAUAGACCAGAACAUAGAUUUUGUCAUUGAUAUUAGGAUAAACGCUAUGGGUGUGUUUAUUGAAACUGAUGAGGCAAAGAAGAAGGAGAAACAUGAAGCCCUGAUGAAGGACUACUAUCCUGUUGUCUUUGCCAAGUUGAAUGACAUUCUGCUGAAGAAUAAUGGACAUAUAGCUUUAGGACGGCUCACCUGGGCCGAUUUCUACUUGGGCACAUUAUUAGUAGCCUUCAAGAGUUUCCCCCAGAUGCCUGACAUUGAGGAGAAAUACCCUGGAUUCAAGAAGAGCAUACAAGUGCUCCUGUCCAACCCUAAAGUUAAGGCUUUCAGUGAAAAGCAUAUUAAAUCAAACAUGGCGAAACUGUACUACUUCGACACCAAGGGUCUGGCGGAACCCAUCCGUCUGCUGCUCACACACCUCGGUGUCGACUUCGAAGACGUCCGAAUCAAGAAGGAGGACUGGCCGGCUUUGAAAGGAAAAAUGCCUUUUGGUACCAUGCCAGUUUUGGAAAUGAACGGCAAGCAGUACGCACAGAGCGCAGCUAUAGGGCGGUACCUGGGUCACAAGUACGGACUGGCCGGGAAAAACGUGGAGGAAGACUUCGAGAUAGACCAGAACCUGGACUACGUCAACGAUAUCAGAAUAAAGGCUCUAGGCGUCCUUUACGAAAAUGACGAGGCAAGAAAGAAGGAAAAACAUGAAGCUCUGAUGAAGGACUACUACCCUGGAGCUUUUAGCAAGCUCAAUGAAAUUCUGUUGCAGAACAAUGGACAUUUGGCUUUGGGACGGCUGACCUGGGCUGACUUCUACGUCGGUGGAAUGAUAGACGGCUUCAAAAUGCUAACCCAGAUGCCAGACAUUGAUGAGAAAUACCCUGGACUCAAGAAGAGCCUCGAAGUACUGGAGUCGAACCCUAAAGUUAAGGCUUUCAUUGAAAAGCAUAAGAAUUAAGAAGAUUACUUAUAGUUAAUAGUGUUUUAGAUCGAUUACAUUUUGAAUAUUUUUAUUACUUUUAUAUUUAAGAUUCAAUCUCCUAAUUUAAAAAAAAUUGUACGAUGUUUUGUGUGAGAAUGCACCCUUGUGUUUGAAAUUUGGAUGUUUAAAAACUGUUUUAUUUAUUGCAUUAAACGAGUUGCUAAAGAAAUCUUC
Messenger RNA from Aricia agestis (brown argus), 1517 nucleotides. Its product is annotated as glutathione S-transferase 1-like. Gene Ontology annotation, biological process: glutathione metabolic process. The transcript is spliced from 9 exons. Lineage: Eukaryota; Metazoa; Arthropoda; Insecta; Lepidoptera; Lycaenidae. The coding region runs from base 111 to 1319 and encodes 402 amino acids. The record is from RefSeq and is a predicted model, not a curated record. Gene Ontology annotation, molecular function: glutathione transferase activity.